Molecule: messenger RNA, 2229 nt
Organism: Podarcis muralis (Common wall lizard)
Lineage: Eukaryota; Metazoa; Chordata; Lepidosauria; Squamata; Lacertidae
Gene: LOX
Product: lysyl oxidase
Biological process (GO): peptidyl-lysine oxidation; collagen fibril organization
Molecular function (GO): protein-lysine 6-oxidase activity; copper ion binding
Source: RefSeq, a predicted model, not a curated record
GAGCCGCCUGCCAGAAUGGGCUUGUGUAACUUUGCGAACGUGCCAGAAAAGUUUAAAAAGCCCUCAUCUCCUCCCACCCACCUACCCUCCGCCCCUCCCUCCCUCCGCUGCCGCUUCAUUCCAGACACCAGCAAAAGCAAGAGGGAGAGGCGGCUCGCUCAGUCCCGCGCCGAGCGCAUUCCUUUUAGCAAUCUUGGAGAGGAGGAGAGGGGACGCUUGUUGCAAAGGGGAAAUCUGCCACCUGUGUACGAAGAGAGCGCCCAGGCGCCUGCAAAAGCUGCUGCUUCGCCGUCGGGCUGUUGUUUGGCUCGACGGUCCUUCCAGGACCCAGGGGUGCCAAGGGGUACCCCACUCGCCGCCGCCGCCAUGCGCCUCUCCACCCGGCCGCCGCUGCUGCUCCGUGUAGCCCAGCUGCAGGCGUGCGUCUUUUGGAGCUGCCUGCUGUGCGCGCCGUCGGGCGCGCUGCCUCAGCCAAGGAACCCGCCGCCGCCGGCCGUGUGGAGGCAAAGGAUUCAGUGGGAGAACCAGGGGCAGCUAUACAGCCUGCUCAGCGUGGGCUCCCAGUACCAGCCGCCUCGACGGCGCGCAAGCCAGCAGCCCGCGCAAGGCGGCCACGUGUUGCUCCUCCGGGGCAAUGGCACAGCUCCGCGCAGGGCGCAAGCCGUCGCCGCCGACAGCACCACCCGGAGACCCGAGGCGCAGCACUGGUUCCAAGCCGGCUACCAGCAGCCCGACAGGGGACGCGGGGCCGACGGCGCUGCCAGCAGCAGCUCUCGGCGAGCGCCCCUCACCAGCGCCCCCUCCAGGCCGGGCAACAGCAGCGGCGCGCCUCCUCUGAGCAACUUCCCUCGGGCGCGCGGUUUAGACCGCAUGGUGGGCGAUGACCCCUACAACCCGUACAAGUACUCCGACGACAACCCGUACUAUAACUAUUACGACACGUACGAGCGGCCCCGGCCCGACAGCCGACAGCGGCCCGGUUAUGGCACCGGUUACUUCCAGUACGGUCUCCCAGACUUGGUACCCGAUCCGUACUACAUCCAAGCAUCCACUUAUGUGCAGAGGACUUCCAUGUACAACCUGAGGUGCGCUGCUGAAGAGAACUGCCUAGCAAGCUCAGCUUAUAGGUCGGAUGUCAGAGACUAUGAUAAUAGAAUGCUUCUGAGAUUCCCCCAGAGAGUGAAAAACCAAGGCACAUCGGAUUUCUUGCCAAGCCGACCACGAUACUCUUGGGAGUGGCACAGUUGUCAUCAACACUACCACAGUAUGGAUGAAUUUAGCCAUUAUGACUUGCUUGAAGCAAGCUCCCAAAGGAGAGUAGCUGAAGGACACAAAGCAAGCUUUUGUCUUGAAGAUACGUCCUGCGAUUACGGAUACUAUAGAAGGUAUGCGUGUACAGCACAUACGCAGGGACUGAGCCCUGGGUGUUACGACACAUACAAUGCUGACAUAGACUGCCAAUGGAUUGAUAUCACAGAUGUUAAACCUGGAAAUUACAUCUUAAAGGUUAGUGUAAACCCGAGCUACUUGGUACCAGAAUCAGACUACUCCAACAAUGUAGUGCGUUGCGAUAUCCGUUAUACAGGUCACCAUGCAUAUGCGUCUGGCUGCACAAUUUCACCGUAUUAAGAUGAAAGAAAAUUUAUGCAACGGUGCCCAAGGUUUUGAGGUGAAAUUAUUUUAUAAACUUGAGACAGGAUGUAAAAACUUUUGAAAGCGAAAACGAAAAAAGGACCAGAGUAUAUACAAAAAGAAUUUUAAUGACUCUGAAGCAUUAAGACCUCCUUCAGAAUGAAUGUUGUCGCUCAAUUCAUGUGUUCAACUUUUGAGGACAGUGAAAGAUUGGUGCUUUAUAUACAGUAUUUCAAAUUCUACAAGAAGUUUUAACCCAUUCACAGAAAUGCCUUUUCUCUGACUACUGGAAAAUCAGUACGCUAUUUGUGAAUGAGCUUAAGGAACAAUUUAAAGGAUAUUCAAAGAGGCUGAGAUUCAAAGAGUUACUUUAGGUUCAUAUAUGCCCAAUGGAAUCUUACACAUUUUACUUUUUUUAACAACAGACUCCAACCCCUCCAUAUCAAAACUAUGCUUUUUUACAAUUUCAUUUUCUUUGGAAGUUUAUUGCCAUCUGGCAAGUGGCCAGGGCAGUGCUGUCCAAAGGGUCAUGGAACUAAUUUCACAAUUAUUUGGUCUGCAGCCAUAUAAUAAAUACUGAAAGUAAGGAGGAGGAGG